CCAAUCAGGCUCCGGCAUCGUCGUGCAAUCGCUCGCCAGAUUAUGGUGCGACAGGCAGGACGAGAGUGAGGGGGCAACUGGCAGCAGCAGACUCACAAGAACAAGUACCGUUAGUGACUCUUUAGCCGUGUUGUUUUGACCAGGUAACAAUUCCUGUACUUCGAGGAGGUGCCACUUUCAUUGACAAGGUCCCGUGCCAUCCAGCGCUACCAUGUCGGCGAAAGCCAUCUCAGAGCAGACAGGAAAAGAGUUCUUGUAUAAGUAUAUCUGCACCUCAGCGGCCGUGCAGAACCGCUUCCGCUAUGCCAGUGUCAACGCUGAGACUGACUGGGACCGCCUCUCACAGGAGCAUCCGUGGCUGCUAACAGAGCGGCUGGUGGUAAAGCCAGAUCAACUAAUCAAGCGGCGUGGGAAGCUCGGUCUGGUGGGCAUCAACCUGGACCUGCAGGGUGUCCGAGAGUGGCUCAAAGCCCGUCUCAUGAGAGAGACCACUGUUGGAAAGGCCAAGGGUGUGCUGAAGAACUUCCUCAUUGAGCCAUUUGUUCCACACCCACAGGAUGAGGAGUUUUAUGUGUGUAUUUAUGCCACACGUGAGGGCGACCAUGUGCUUUUCCAUCACGAGGGAGGAGUGGAAGUGGGUGAUGUGGACGCCAAGGCCCAGAGGCUGUUGGUUGCAGUGGAGGAGAAGCUGAGUGAGAACCAAGUCACAGAGCAGCUCCUCACACAUGUUCCUGAUGAAAAGAAAGAAGUCUUGGCCAGUUUUAUAGUAGGACUCUUUAACUUCUAUGAGGACCUCUACUUCACUUACCUUGAGAUCAACCCUAUAGUCGUCACCAAAGAUGGAGUGUACGUCCUCGACAUGGCAGCUAAGAUUGAUGCCACAGCAGAUUACAUCUGCAAGGCUAAAUGGGGGGAUGUGGAGUUUCCACCACCCUUUGGAAGAGAAGCGUAUCCAGAGGAGGCAUACAUAGCUGAUCUGGAUGCAAAGAGUGGUGCCAGUCUGAAGCUUACACUGCUGAACCCAAAUGGCAGGAUCUGGACCAUGGUGGCUGGAGGAGGGGCUUCAGUAGUCUACAGCGACACUAUCUGUGACCUGGGCGGUGUGGAUGAACUGGCCAACUAUGGCGAGUACUCUGGUGCUCCCAGUGAACAGCAGACUUACGACUACGCUAAAACCAUUCUCUCUCUCAUGACACGGGAGAAACAUCCUCAAGGGAAAGUGCUGAUAAUCGGAGGAAGUAUUGCCAACUUCACCAAUGUGGCAGCCACAUUCAAGGGCAUUGUCAGGGCCAUCAAAGAUUACCAAGGUCCUCUGAAGGAGCACGAGGUCACCAUCUUUGUUCGACGUGGCGGGCCCAACUACCAGGAGGGACUGAGGGUCAUGGGGGAAGUAGGAAAGACCACAGGUAUUCCUAUCCAUGUGUUUGGUACUGAGACCCAUAUGACGGCCAUUGUUGGAAUGGCUCUUGGCCACCGGCCAAUCCCUAACCAGCCUCCAAUGGACGCGCAUACAGCGAACUUCCUCCUUAAUGCCAGCAGCAGUGCAAUGACUCCAGCUACAACAAGGACAGCUUCAUUCUCUGAAUCAAGGAAGUCUAAUGAUGUCACCCCAGCCAAAAAGUCUAAAGCAGGUCUUCCAGCAGACUCUCUUCAUUCUAUACUGUGGCCUCUGAAGAAUGUGGUCACAGGCGAUUGGAAAGAAGCGCAAGCUUCUUCAGGCUGCAGCGGAGCCAAAGCCACCACACUCUUCAGAAAACAGACCAAGACCAUAGUCUGGGGCAUGCAGACACGUGCUGUGCAGGGCAUGCUGGACUUCGACUAUGUAUGCUCCCGGGACGAACCCUCUGUGGCAGCCAUGGUCUACCCCUUCACGGGAGAUCAUAAGCAGAAGUUUUACUGGGGCCACAAGGAGAUCCUGGUGCCGGUCUAUAAGAACAUGGCUGAUGCCAUGAAGAAGCACACUGAGGUGGAUGUCCUGAUCAGCUUUGCUUCAUUGCGCUCAGCCUUUGACAGCACUAUGGAGGCCAUGCAGUACCCACAGAUCCACACUAUCGCAAUCAUAGCUGAGGGCAUUCCUGAAGCUCUGACAAGGAAAAUAAUAAAAGUGGCUGAUGAAAAAGGUGUCACUAUUAUCGGCCCUGCUACGGUUGGUGGCAUUAAGCCUGGCUGUUUUAAGAUCGGUAACACAGGUGGCAUGCUGGAUAACAUUCUGGCUUCAAAACUUUAUCGUCCUGGCAGCGUGGCAUAUGUGUCGCGCUCUGGGGGCAUGUCCAAUGAACUGAACAACAUCAUUUCCCGCACUACAGAUGGCGUCUUUGAAGGUGUGGCCAUCGGAGGCGACAGAUAUCCAGGCUCCACCUUCAUGGACCACGUCCUUCGUUACCAGGACACUUCAGGGGUUAAGAUGAUAAUAGUGCUGGGAGAGAUUGGAGGUACAGAGGAGUACAAGAUCUGCCAAGGUAUCAAAGAGGGCAGGAUAACCAAGCCUGUGGUGUGCUGGUGUAUUGGAACCUGCGCCACCAUGUUCACUUCAGAGGUUCAGUUUGGCCAUGCAGGGGCCUGUGCCAACCAGGAUUCAGAGACUGCAGUAGCCAAGAAUCAGGCUCUGAGGGACGCUGGUGCUUAUGUACCAAAGAGCUUUGAUGAGCUGGGGGAUGUCAUUAAGACAGUUUAUGAUGAACUGGUGGCCAAUGGUACCAUCAUUCCUGCCGACGAGGUGCCUCCCCCAACAGUGCCUAUGGAUUACUCUUGGGCCAGGGAGUUGGGCCUGAUCCGUAAGCCAGCCUCAUUCAUGACUAGCAUCUGUGACGAGCGAGGCCAGGAGCUCAUCUACGCUGGCAUGCCCAUCACUGAGGUUUUCAAAGAGGAGAUGGGUUUAGGAGGAGUGCUGGGCUUGCUUUGGUUCCAGCGCAGGUUGCCGCGCUAUGCCUGCCAGUUCAUUGAGAUGUGCCUGAUGGUGACUGCUGAUCAUGGGCCUGCCGUCUCUGGUGCACACAACACCAUCGUCUGUGCUCGUGCUGGCAAGGACCUUAUCUCAAGCCUCACCUCCGGCCUGCUCACCAUCGGGGAUCGUUUUGGAGGUGCUCUGGAUGCUGCUGCAAAGCUGUUCAGCAAGGCAUUUGAUAGUGGCAUGCUGCCCAUGGAGUUUGUUAACAAGAUGAAGAAGGACGGCAAGCUGAUCAUGGGCAUUGGCCACAGAGUCAAAUCAAUCAACAACCCAGACAUGCGGGUGCAGAUUCUGAAGGACUUUGUUAAGCAGCAUUUUCCCUCCACCCAGCUCCUCGACUAUGCACUAGAUGUAGAAAAGAUCACUACCUCCAAGAAACCCAACCUGAUCCUCAAUGUAGACGGUUUUAUUGGUGUUGCCUUUGUGGACCUGCUUAGGACAUGUGGGGGCUUCACAAGAGACGAGGCUGACGAGUUUGUGGAGAUUGGUGCACUAAAUGGGAUCUUUGUCCUUGGCCGCAGUAUGGGAUUUAUUGGACAUUACCUGGACCAGAAGAGGCUGAAACAGGGUUUGUACCGCCACCCCUGGGAUGACAUCUCCUAUGUGCUUCCUGAACAUAUGUCCAUGUAAUCUCCACAUUACGGAAUGGGAAGCACUUCCAGAUGCGACUGUCCAAAUAGGUCAGGCAUCAUUAGACAUCUCACUCAUCAUAUAUGUUCUCUCCAGGUAUGGCAACAGCGGCCUUGGAAAAACUGGGCAGGGUGAUUUUGGAAAAUAGAAGUACUGUCUGGCUGACAGAUAUGGGUAGAAGUUUUCAAUCUUGUUUUUACGGAGAAAAGGGGAAGUCAAUUUUUAGAUUUUGUUUUUGACUAACUAUGAGUCUGAGAUGUUACUUACUUCAGUUUUGACCACAGACUCAAACCAAUACAAACUUUAGCAGUUGCAGAAGCACAGAAUUAAUUAGUACUUUAAAAAAAA
This is a messenger RNA of Etheostoma spectabile (orangethroat darter), 3925 nucleotides long. It is a transcript of the gene aclyb, whose product is annotated as ATP citrate lyase b. Gene Ontology annotation, cellular component: cytosol. Lineage: Eukaryota; Metazoa; Chordata; Actinopteri; Perciformes; Percidae. The record is from RefSeq and is a predicted model, not a curated record. Gene Ontology annotation, molecular function: ATP citrate synthase activity. Gene Ontology annotation, biological process: fatty acid biosynthetic process; acetyl-CoA biosynthetic process; citrate metabolic process. The transcript has 30 exons. The coding region runs from base 212 to 3577 and encodes 1121 amino acids.